AUGGAGGACAAAAGACGGCGGGCCCGAGUGCAGGGAGCCUGGGCUGGCUCAGUGAAGAGCCAGGCCACACCUGCCUUAACUCUCAUUUCAGGCCCUGCCACAAGAUGUCCUCCACACCAGAAGCCGGGCCUGGGCUGGGAAAACCAGGAGCCUCAUCUGGGCAACAGAAAGUUCGUGUUCACAGAGCCCCAACAGGUUAUCCGCCGAGUCCCGGAGCCACGUGUCAUUGACAAAGCAGGUGUGUAUGACAUCAGCCUAUCACCAACGGGUGUUUCUAGGGUGUGCCUGUAUCCUGGCUUCGUGGCCUUGAAAGAAGCCGACUAUGCCUUGAAGCAGCUUUGUCGCGACAUCCCCUGGCAGCAGAGGACGGGCAUCCGUGAGAAUGUAACUUACCAGCAGCCGAGACUCACAGCAUGGUAUGGAGAGCUUCCUUACACUUACUCGAGCAUCACUAUGGAGCCAAAUUCUCACUGGCUCCCAGUGCUGCUUGAGCUCAAGAGCCAGAUUGAGGCGAACACGGGCCACACCUUUAACUCCCUACUCUGUAACCUCUAUCGCGACGAGAAGGACAGUGUGGACUGGCACAGUGACGAUGAGCCUUCCCUGGGAUCCAGUCCCGUCAUCGCCUCUCUCAGCCUGGGCACCACCCGCACCUUCGAGAUGAGGAAGAAGCCGGCCCCGGAGGAGGACGGGGACUAUAACUACGUGGAAAGAGUGAAGAUUCCACUGAGCCACGGGACCUUGUUGCUUAUGGAAGGAGCCACCCAGGCUGACUGGCAGCAUCGAGUACCCAAGGAGUACCACUCGAGAGAGCCACGCGUGAACCUGACAUUCCGUACAGUUUACCCGGACCCUGGAAGGCCGUGCCCGUGAUCGAUGACAGAUCAUCAAGACUCAGUGAAGCCUCUGAUGGAGACGCUGCCUGCGGUCAGGUUCAGGUCUGGGCUGGAGCCGGGAGCAGUUCCCGUCCAACGUGUUCACUGUGGAAACAAUCUUUAGUCGGCUCUGGAAAGCACAGAUUUUCUAAAAAUAAAAGCAGCUGUGUCUCUGCCUGGGA
This is a messenger RNA of Suncus etruscus (white-toothed pygmy shrew), 1057 nucleotides long. RefSeq names its product alkB homolog 3, alpha-ketoglutarate dependent dioxygenase (gene ALKBH3). Gene Ontology annotation, molecular function: dioxygenase activity. Bases 1 to 873 code for a protein of 290 amino acids. The transcript is spliced from 9 exons. The record is from RefSeq and is a predicted model, not a curated record. Gene Ontology annotation, biological process: DNA repair; DNA alkylation repair. Lineage: Eukaryota; Metazoa; Chordata; Mammalia; Eulipotyphla; Soricidae. Gene Ontology annotation, cellular component: nucleus.